Messenger RNA from Pocillopora verrucosa, 1560 nucleotides. NCBI's taxonomy places the organism in Eukaryota, Metazoa, Cnidaria, Anthozoa, Scleractinia, Pocilloporidae. The record is from RefSeq and is a predicted model, not a curated record.
AUGGAGAGAAAGGGGAGACUUGUGCUGCUGAUGACAAUUUUGUGUGCACCUAUGAUAAGUGCGGUACUUAUUGAAGGUUUUGUUGCUUUUCUUGUAGGUGGCUAUUUGGCGCCUAAACUUUAUUGUCAUUUCUCUGAAUGCUGUAAGAACAAGUGGAUUAAACCCAACAUAACGGGGUUACAGUCAGCCCUUCGGAGGCGUGUUUUUGGUCAACACUUGGUCACUGAGACCGUUUUCAAGGCUCUUGUAGGACAUUUGAACAACAAGUCGCCUAAUAAAGCGUUGGCGAUUUCUUUCAACGGCUGGACAGGAUCAGGAAAGAACUUUGUGAGCAAAAUCAUUGCCGAACAUAUCUUCAAGAAGGGCUUGGAGAGUGAUUACGUUAAUCUGAUCAUAGCUACCCAUGAAUACCCUCAUCAGUCCCAGGUAGAAUUUUACAAGCGACAGCUGCGCAAUCGAGUGGAGAGUUCUGUGUCAAAGUGUCCCAGAUCGCUGUUUAUCUUCGACGAAAUGGACAAAAUGCCGAUAGGCCUCAUAGAUGUGCUUAAACCCUUCUUAGAUCACUACCCCCCUGAUGAAGGAAAGAUCGAUUACCGUCAAAGUAUCUUCAUUUUCCUUAGCAAUACGGGAGGUAAUCUUAUCAACAAUGCUGUUCUAAAACACUGGAAAGACGGAAAGAAACGAGGAGAUAUCAAGAUCAAGGACAUGGACAAAGUGAUCAAUCUCGGUGAAUUUAAUAAUAAGGGUGGAUUUUGGCAUUCCUCUCUAAUUGAUAAAAAUCUCAUAGAUUACUUUAUUCCAUUUAUGCCGAUGGAGAGAUCUCACGUUAAAAAGUGUGCUAAAGCCGAUUUAGAGAAAAAAGGACACCCAGUCACAGAUUCCAUCCUAAACAGAGUAGCAGACGAAUUGUUAUACUUUCCAGAAGACCUGAAGGUCUUUUCUCUGUCUGGUUGUAAGAAAGUCUCAAGCAAAGUUGACUAUGUGAUGGGGUGAGGAAUUUUGAAAACUUUUCACUUGGGACAUAGUAGGCAACAAGUCAGGCUGACAUAUUGUGUAGACAAUUAGUAGAGGUUGGUUUUUUAAGAAAUAGUUAAAGCUUGUUACAUAGACUUAAGGCAGUAACUAGUCAGCCUUUCAAACUUAGUUUCAGUAAUGAGUGGGUUUGGGUAAGUUUAGCAGAGGGUGGAGAUGGAGGAGUUGGAAGUAUGUUUUAGAGACAAAGAAGACAAUUUUGUGAUAGAGAGAAUAGGUAUCUGAGAGAGAACAAGAGAUUGAGGACCAACCAUAAUUUGAUUUACCGUCCUUAUUCCUAUUAUCAUCCCCUCUCUGAUAAGCCCCUGUUUUUUUAGUAAGCACCCCUAUUGAAUAAUCUUUCUCAUUCAGUGCCCCUAUACCAAUAAGCACCUCUCUUCUGUUUCAGUGAUAGCAGAGAAUAUGUACACCGAGAUCAACGAUGGGUCACCUUUUUAAGACUCCCUUUUACAUUUUUUGCAAAUUUUAUGACUGCCCAGAGGCAUUUGUUAGAGUAAUUGCUGGCUAAGAUCUUUUUCUGAUAUGAAG